Messenger RNA from Euleptes europaea (tarantolino), 14177 nucleotides. It is a transcript of the gene FAT1, whose product is annotated as FAT atypical cadherin 1. Bases 31 to 13905 code for a protein of 4624 amino acids. Gene Ontology annotation, molecular function: calcium ion binding. The transcript has 29 exons. Gene Ontology annotation, biological process: homophilic cell-cell adhesion. NCBI's taxonomy places the organism in Eukaryota, Metazoa, Chordata, Lepidosauria, Squamata, Sphaerodactylidae. The record is from RefSeq and is a predicted model, not a curated record. Gene Ontology annotation, cellular component: plasma membrane.
UGGCCUGGCGGGUUUUGGGGAGCUGCUUCCAUGGAGGGCCAUUUGACCAUGUUGCUGCUGCUGCUCCUGCUGCUGCUCCUGCAGCGUUUUGGAAACUGUGAAGGAACCCCGGGACCACAAGGUGCCAGCCCAGUGCAGUUCACGCACGCUCAGUACAAUGCCACUGUGUACGAAAACUCUGCUGCCAAGACUUACAUUGGGCACCCGGUUAAAAUGGGCAUUUACGUCACAGACUCGUUGUGGGAUAUAAAAUACAAAAUAAUUUCUGGGGACACCGAGAACCUGUUCAAAGCCGAAGAGCAUGUUUUGGGAGACUUCUGCUUUUUGAGGAUACGGACCAAGGGAGGGAACACAGCGAUACUUAACAGAGAAGUGAAAGACCACUACGUGUUAACUGUCAAAGCAAUAGAGAAGAACACAAAUGCCGAAGCUCGCACAAAAGUCAGAGUGCAAGUGCUGGAUACAAAUGACUUGAGGCCUUUGUUUUCCCCAACUUCUUACAGCGUUUCAUUGCUGGAGAAUACAGCAAUAAGGACCAGCAUUGCGAGAGUUAGCGCAACGGAUGCAGAUAUUGGAACUAAUGGGGAAUUUUAUUAUAGUUUCAAAGACAGGACAGAUAUGUUUGCGAUACAUCCAACCAGCGGCGUAAUAGUUCUUACCGGCAGGCUUGAUUAUUCAGAAACAAAGGUUUACGAUCUGGAAAUCCUUGCCGUGGAUCGUGGAAUGAAACUCUACGGCAGCAGCGGAAUCAGCAGCAUGGCGAGGUUGACUGUUUAUAUAGAGCAGGCCAACGAACACGCUCCGGUUAUCGCCGCCCUUGCUUUGGUUCCUUCAGAGCUGGACAAGGAUCCAGUGUAUGCAAUUGUAACUGUUGAGGAUAGGGAUCAGGGCUCGAAUGGAGAGGUGGCAUCUCUAAGCAUUGUGGCAGGUGAUCCCCUCCAGCAGUUUAAAGCUGUCAGAACUUUUCCUGGAGGGAAGGAAUAUAAAAUCAAAGCUGUCAGUAAUAUCGAUUGGGAGAACCAGCCCUUUGGCUAUAACCUAACCUUGCAGGCUAAAGAUAAAGGAAAUCCUCCAAAAUUUUCUCCUGUGAAAGUAAUCCAUGUGGCAUCUCCCCAGUUUAGAUCUGGACCAGCCCGAUUCGAAAAAGAUGUUUAUAGAGCAGAGAUAAGUGAAUUUUCCCCACCAAACACACCUGUGGCUAUGGUAAAAACGAUGCCUAGUUACUCCCACUUAAAAUACGUGUUUAAAAAUGCACUGACCAGAAUCAGAUUCAGUUUGAAUCCUCACACGGGCCUUAUUACUACUUUAGAUCCCAUAAAAGCAGAGCACGCAUCACAUUUUGAACUUGAUAUCAUGACGAGCGACCGAAAAGCGUUUACGAAAAUAUUGGUUAAAGUCAUAGAUGUGAAUACUCACUCGCCUGAAUUUACACAGACAUCUUAUAAAGCAUCUUUUGAUGAGAAUGUGCCUGUAGGUACGAGUGUCAUGCGUGUGAAUGCGAAUGAUCUUGAUGAAGGUGAAAGUGGCUAUGUGACAUAUAGCAUUGCAAACUUAAACCCCGUUCCUUUUGCGAUAGACCACUUUACUGGUGUUGUUAGUACCUCUGAGAACAUGGAUUAUGAAUUAAUGCCGAGAAUCUAUAAGUUAAGGAUUCGAGCUUCUGACUGGGGCACGCCAUAUCGCCGAGAAGCCGAAGUUCCUGUUACUAUAGUCUUAAAUAAUUUGAAUGAUAACACUCCACUGUUUGAGAAAAUCAAUUGUGUGGGAACAAUCCCCAGAGAACUUGGGGUUGGAGAUCAAAUAACAACUGUGUCUGCUAUUGAUGCUGAUGAGCUGCAGUUGGUACAAUACCAAAUUGAAUCUGGAAACGAAUUCGACUUAUUUAGUUUAAAUCCAAACUCUGGGGUUCUUUCCCUGAAGCAGUCAUUAGUAGAUGGCUUUGGUGCAAAAGCAUCCUUUCACAGCGUGAGAAUAACAGCUACUGAUGGAGAGAACUUCGCAGUGCCUUUGUACAUUAAUGUCACUGUAGUUGCCGGCCGCAAACCAGUCAGUUUACAGUGUGAAGAAACUGGCGUCGCCAAAAUGCUGGCAGAGAAGUUACUGCAAGCCAACAAGCUGCGUGGUCGUAGUGAGGUUGAGGAUGCCUUUUUCGACACGCACUCUGUGAACUUGCAUGCACCUCAGUUUGGAAAUAAUCUUCCCCGUAGCAUUGAAGUAAGAGAAGAUCAGCUGGUAGGUUCUAGCAUAGUACUUAUGAAUGCUACUGAUCAUGACACUGGUUUCAAUGGGAAACUGGUCUAUGCCAUCUCUGGAGGCAAUAAUGAUAGCAGCUUUACCAUUGGUAUGGAAACAGGAAUGCUAAAAAUUUUAACACCCCUUGACCGUGAAGUAAAAGAUAAGUACAUAUUGAAUGUUACUGUUUAUGAUCUUGGAAUACCACAGAAAUCCAGCUGGCUUCUUUUAGAUAUUAAAGUUUUAGAUGUCAAUGACAAUUGUCCAGAAUUUUUACAGGACAGCUAUUUUGUAGAUGUGAGUGAAAACAAGGACCUGGAUACAGAAAUAAUUCAUAUAGAAGCCAUAGAUAGAGAUUCAGGGAUGAAUGGAGAAGUGCGAUAUUCCAUUCUCACAGAUACAGAUAAGUUUUCUAUUAAUAGUGUGACGGGCAUUGUGAAAGUUGUAGGGCCUCUGGAUCGUGAAGCGCAGCCUGUACAUUUCCUGAAAAUAGAGGCCAGGGACCAAGCUGAAGAAGAACCUCAGUUGUUUUCGACUGUACUACUGAAGGUAUCUUUGGAAGAUGUCAACGAUAACCCUCCCAAAUUUAUUCCGUCAAAUUAUCGUGUGAAAAUUCGAGAGGACCUUCCAGAAGGAGCAAUUAUCACAUGGCUGGAAGCCUAUGAUCCUGAUUUAGGCCAGUCAAGUCAAGUGCGGUAUAGCCUCUUAGAUGGUGGGGAUGGAAGCUUUGAUGUAGACAAACUCAGUGGAGCAGUUCGCAUUGUCCAAAGACUGGAUUUUGAGAGGAAACAAGUUUAUAAUCUAACUGUCCGUGCCAAAGAUAAAGGGAAGCCUGUUUCAUUGUCUUCUACCUGUUACGUUGAAAUCGAAGUAGUUGAUGUAAAUGAAAAUCUUCACCCACCGCUUUUUCAGAACUUUGUGGAUAAAGGUUUUGUAAAUGAAGAUGUUCCUGUUGGAACUUCCGUGAUGACUGUGUCUGCUUAUGAUGAAGAUACAGGAAGAGAUGGAGAAAUUAGAUACUCCAUAAGAGAUGGAUCUGGUAUUGGAGUUUUUAGUAUAGAUGAAGAAAAAGGUACGAUAGAAACGGUUGAUUUGCUUGAUCGGGAAACUACUUCGCAUUACUGGCUCACUGUGUAUGCAACAGACCGAGGUGUUGUGCCUCUUUCUUCCUUCAUUGAAAUCUACAUAGAAGUAGGAGAUGUCAAUGACAACGCUCCCCAGACCACUCGGCCGGUUUAUUACCCAGAAGUCAUGGAAAAUUCACCCAAGGAUGUGUCAGUCAUUCACAUACAGGCAGUUGAUGCAGACUCUAGCUCUAAUGACAAGCUGACCUACAAGAUUACUAGUGGAAACCCACAGGGAUUCUUUUUCAUGAAUCCGAAAACUGGUCUAAUUACAACGACGUCAAGAAGACUUGACCGAGAGCAACAAGCAGAGCACGUAUUAGAGGUAACAGUUACAGACAACGGCAUCCCAGCAAAAUCAACCCUUGCCCGGGUCAUAGUCAAGAUCUUAGAUGAAAAUGAUAAUAAACCUCAGUUCUUGCAAAAGUUCUACCAAAUCAGAUUGCCCGAACGUGAAAGACCGGAGAGGGAGAGGACUGCCCGGAGGGACCCUGUCUAUCGUGUUUUGGCAGCAGAUAAAGACGAGGGACCCAAUGCAGAAAUAUCUUACAGCAUCGAAGAAGGGGAUGAGCAUGGCAAAUUUUUUAUUGAACCCAAAACUGGAAUUGUCUCCUCUAAGAAGUACUCUGGCGCUGGAGAAUAUGACAUUCUUACAAUCAAAGCUGUGGAUAACGGUCGUCCGCAAAAAUCAUCAACAACUCGGCUUCACAUAGAAUGGAUCCCAAAGCCCAGUCCAGCUCCUGAACCAAUUGUUUUUGAGGAAUCGUUUUUUUCUUUUACUGUCAUGGAAAGUGAUCCAGUAGCUCACAUGAUUGGUGUAAUAGCUGUUGAGCCUCUUGGCACUCCCCUUUGGUUUGACAUUACGGGUGGCAACUAUGACAGCCGCUUUGAUGUGGACAAGGGCACUGGGACUGUCAUUGUCGCGAGGCCUCUCGAUGCAGAACAGAAAUCAAAUUACAACCUGACAGUAGAAGCAACAGAUGGAACCAGAACUAUUGGCACUCAGGUAUACAUCAAGGUUAUAGACACGAAUGAUCACAGACCUGAGUUUUCUUCAUGGGAGUACCAAGUCGUUAUACCAGAGGACACCAUGCCCGAGACAGAAAUUUUGCAAAUCAGUGCUUCGGACAGAGAUGAGAAAAAUAAGCUAAUUUAUACUAUGCAGAGCAGCAUCGAUCCUAUCAGCCUUAAGAAAUUUCGUCUGGAUCCCGCCACUGGCUCUCUUUACACUUCCGAACAUUUGGAUCACGAGGCCAUACAUCAGCAUAUUCUCACUGUCAUGGUUCGAGAUCAAGAUGUUCCUGUCAAGCGCAGCUUUGCUAGAAUCAUCAUUAAUGUGAGUGACACGAAUGAUCAUGCACCAUGGUUCACCAGUUCCUCCUAUGAAGGGCGGGUGUAUGAGUCUGCCGCUGUUGGGUCAGUAGUGCUCCAAGUUACAGCCCUGGACAAGGACAAAGGGAAAAAUGCAGAAAUUGUGUACUCCAUAGAAUCAGGAAAUGUUGGAAAUGCUUUCAGUAUACAUCCUAUCUUAGGCAGUAUUACUACUGCAAAAGAAUUGGAUUUUAGCAGUCAGGAAGACUAUACUUUGAUAGUGAAAGCCACAGAUAAAGGGGCUCCUCCAAUGAGUGAAGUAACAUCCGUACACAUUUCAGUCACAAUCUCUGACAAUGCAUCCCCAAAAUUCACAAUGAAAGAAUAUUCCACAGAGAUCAGUGAAAGCAGCAACAUUGGCAGUUUUGUUGGCAUGGUAACUGCAUACAGCCAAUCAUCCAUCGUUUAUGAAAUAAAAGAUGGUAACGUGGGUGAUGUCUUCACCGUUAACCCAAAUUCCGGUGUCAUUACCUCUCAGAAGACACUUGAUUUUGAAACAUUGCCUUUUUAUACUCUCACUGUUCAGGGAACCAACAUGGCUGGCCAGUCCACUAACACUACUGUAUUGGUACACCUUCAAGACGAGAAUGAUAAUGCGCCAACUUUUAUGCAAGCAGAAUACACAGGACUCAUCAGUGAAUUGGCUUCAAUUAACAGUGUGGUUCUAACCGACAAGAAUUCCCCAUUAGUGAUACGAGCUGCAGAUGCUGACAGGGAAUCAAAUGCUUUACUCGUCUAUCAGAUCGUUGAGCCAUCUGUCCACAAGUAUUUUGCCAUUGAUUCUAGUACGGGCGCUAUCCGUACAGUAAUGAGCUUGGACUAUGAAGAGACAAAUAUAUUUCACUUCUCCGUGCAAGUGCACGAUAUGGGGACGCCACACUUAUUUGCAGAAUACGUGGCAAAUGUUACCAUUUACGUCAUCGACAUCAAUGACUGCUCUCCUGUGUUCUCAAAAGACCUUUAUGAGGCAACCCUGUUAGUGCCAACCUAUAGAGGGGUGAAAGUUGCCAUUGUAAAUGCCACAGAUGCUGAUUCGAGAGCCUUUUCACAACUAAUGUAUUCUAUCACAGAAGGCAACAUUGGAGACAAAUUUUCAAUCGAUUCCAAGUUGGGGCAGAUAACUGUGCAAAAUACAACUCAGUUAAGAAGCCGGUAUGAAUUGACAGUCAGAGUUUCUGAUGGCAGAUUUGCAAGCACUGCAUCCGUAAAAGUUAAUGUGAAAGAGAGCAAAGCAAGCCAGCUGAAGUUCACACAGAGUUCCUACAAUGCGGUAGUCCAAGAAAAUUCCACAGAAGCAAAAACAAUCGCUGUUAUUGCUGCUAUAGGGAGUCAAAUAAAUGAACCUUUGUUUUAUCAUAUUCUAAACCCAGACAGCAGAUUUAAAAUUAGCAGCACUUCAGGUGUCCUUUCAAUCACUGGAAUACCAUUUGAUCGUGAACUGCAGGAGUUUUUUGACGUUGUAGUAGAAGUGACAGCAGAGCAUAAGCCUUCUCUAGUUGCACACGUUGUAGUAAAGGUCACUGUGGAAGACGUCAAUGAUAAUGCCCCUAUUUUUGUCGAUCUUCCAUAUUAUGCCACUGUUAAAAUAGACUCUGAAGUGGGCCACGUUAUUCGGCGUGUCACUGCUGUGGAUAAAGACGCUGGUAGAAAUGGAGAAGUUCUUUAUUACCUCAAAGAACACUAUGACCUCUUCCAAAUAGGACCCACUGGUGAAAUCUCACUCAAGAAGCCAUUUGACCCAGAUACACUCAAUAAAGAAUACCUCCUCACUGUAAUAGCAAAAGAUGAAGGAGAACCAAGUUUUUCUGCUGAAGUGACAGUCCCGGUCACUGUGGUGAAUAAAGCCAUGCCAGUGUUUGAAAAAACCUUCUACAGUGCAGAGAUACCAGAAAAUAUCCAGAUUCACAGUCCUGUUGUACAUGUGCAAGCUAAUAGCCCAGAAGGACUCAAAGUGUUUUACAGCAUCACAGACGGCGACCCUUUCAAACAGUUUACUAUCAACUUCAAUACUGGAGUUAUCAAUAUUUUUGCCCCUCUAGAUUUUGAGGCCCACCCUGCCUACAAGCUGAGAAUACGUGCAACUGAUUCUCUGACGGGGGCCCAUGCUGAAGUAUUUGUCGACAUAAUAAUUGAAGACAUCAAUGAUAAUCCUCCUAUCUUUACAGAGCAAUUUUAUGCUGCCGCCCUCUCUGAGGCGUCUGUAAUUGGAACAUCUGUUGUACAUGUCAGGGCUACAGAUGCUGAUUCUGGAACAAACAGAGGGAUUUCCUAUCACUUGAUAGAAAACAGCAGCAAAAGCCAUGAUUAUUUCCACAUUGAUAGCAGCACUGGGCUCAUUCUGACAGCAAGGAGUUUGGAUUACGAAAAGGCUCCGCAACACACAUUGCUAGUAAGAGCAAUAGACAGUGGAAUGCCUCCACUGAGCAGUGACAUUAUUGUAACUGUCAACAUAACAGACCUGAACGAUAACCCACCAGUAUUUAACCACCUGCUUUAUGAAGCUAACCUGAGUGAACUGGCUCCCCGUGGACACUUUGUGACUUGUGUAAAGGCCUUCGAUGCAGACAGUUCAGAUGCAGGCAAGCUCGAGUAUUCCAUAUUAACAGGCAAUGAUCACAUGAAUUUUGUAAUCGACAGCAAAACUGGUGUCAUCACCCUCUCAAGCCUAUACAAACAGGCUCUGAGGCCUGCUUACAGUCUUAAUGUCUCUGUUUCUGAUGGGGUCUUCAGAAGUUCAGCUCAGGUUUUCAUAACUGUAAUUGGAGCCAAUUUACAUAGCCCUGUUUUUGCUCAGACUGAAUAUGAGGUGGAACUCGCUGAGAAUGCUCCAUUGAAUACGCUGGUGAUUCAAGUCGAAGCAGCGGACAAAGAUGCCAGCAACUAUGGCCACGUCACAUACCAUAUUGUGAACGAUUUCGCAAAAGACAGGUUUUAUACUAAUGAGAGAGGACAGAUAUUUACCUCAGAAAAACUUGAUCGUGAAACUCCAGCUGAAAAAGUAAUCGCCAUCAGGUUAAUGGCCAAGGAUUCUGGGGGGAAAGUGGCUUUCUGCAGCAUCAGUGUAAUCCUCACUGAUGUUAAUGACAACGGCCCUUUGUUCCGAGCAACCGAGUACGAGGCGAAUAUUGGAAGUGACGUACCAAAAGGUACAUCUGUAAUUAAGGUUUUAGCUUCUGAUGCUGAUGAGGGCUCCAAUGCAGACAUCACUUACACCAUCGAAGCAGAGUCUGAAAACGUUGAAGAGAAUUUAGAAAUUAAUCCUUUGACUGGACUAAUCACCACAAAAGAAAGUUUAAUUGGUUUGGAAAAUGAGUUCCUCACUUUUUUUGUCAGAGCAAUGGAUGGUGGCUCCCCGCAAAAGGAGACUGUUGUUCCUCUCUAUGUUCGAAUACUCCCCCCUGAAGUGCCUGUCCCAAGAUUUUCAGAGCCAUUUUAUUCUUAUACUCUUCCUGAAGAUAUUCCUGUUGGGACAGAGAUAGAUGUUAUACGAGCAGAACAUGCUCAGCCCUUGCUAUACACUCUGGUUAAAGGGAAUACUCCUGAAAGCAACAGAGAUGGAUAUUUUGUAAUAGAUAGGCAAAAUGGAAACUUGAAACUUGAAAAGAGCCUUGAUCAUGAGACAACUAAGUGGUACCAGUUUUCAGUGCUAGCACAUUAUAUGGAUGAAAAUUACAAAAUUGUUUCUUCAGUAGACGUAAGCAUUCAAAUAAAAGUUGUAAAUGACAAUGAACCCAUUUUAGAGUCCAAUCCAUAUGAAGCAUAUGUUGUGGAAAAUAUGCCAGCUGGAACAAAGGUCAUACAAGUCAAAGCAGUUGAUCAGGAUUCUGGAAUCAAUGGACAUGUUACUUAUAUGUUAGAGGCCACACAAGAGAUUGAUAUCAUAGAUACUUUUGCCAUAAACGUGGAAACAGGCUGGAUUACAACUCUAAAAGAGCUUGACCAUGAGAAGCAGGAUACCUACAGGAUUACUGUAGUCGCAUCUGACCGAGGCGAGAAAAUUCAGUUGUCUUCUACUGCAGUCGUUGAAGUUUUUGUGACUGAUGUGAAUGACAACCCUCCACGCUUCACUGCAGAGAUUUACAAAGGCACAGUCAGCGAAGAUGAUCCAACUGGAGGAGUUGUUGCAAUAUUAAGUACUACCGAUGCUGAUUCAGAAGAGGCCAACAGACAAGUCAGCUAUUUCAUUACAGGAGGUGAUCCAUUAGGACAGUUUGCUGUGGAAAACAUACAGAAUGAAUGGAAAGUAUAUGUCAGAAAACCCCUGGACAGAGAAGUAAAAGAUAAUUAUCUUCUAGACAUCACGGCAACCGAUGGGAUGUUUGCAACAAAAGCCAUGGUGGAGGUUAAAGUCCUUGAUUCAAAUGACAACAAUCCUAUUUGUGAAAAGACAUUGUACACAGAGGCUGUUUCAGAAGAUUCUCCUCCUGGCAAACUCAUCAUGCAAGUCUCUGCCACAGAUGCAGAUAUUCGUUCUAACGCCGAAAUUACUUACAUCCUGCAUGGUGCUGGAGCAGAAGACUUUAGACUCAGUCCAGACACAGGUGAGCUGAAAACAUUGGCAGCGCUUGACCGCGAACAGAAAGCAGUUUAUACUCUUACGGUCAAAGCUUCCGAUGGCGGAGGGAGAUUUUGCCAUGCUAAUGUUAUUCUGAAUAUAGAAGAUGUGAAUGAUAAUGCCCCAGAGUUUACUGCUGAUCCAUACUCCAUCACAGUAUUUGAAAACACGGAGGUGAAGACUCUGUUGACCAGAGUGCAGGCUACGGAUGCAGAUUCAGGGAUAAAUCGGAAGAUUCACUAUUCCUUGGUCAAUUCUGCCGACGGACAGUUUUCUAUUGAUGAAUUCUCUGGGAUUGUUCGAUUGGAAAAGCCUUUGGAUCGGGAAUUGCAGGCAGUAUAUUCUCUGAUCGUAAAAGCCGAAGAUGAAGGUUCCCCUAGAAGGCUGUCUUCCACUGGUGUUCUUGUGGUUUCUGUUCUGGAUAUAAAUGAUAAUCCACCUGUUUUUGAGUAUAAAGAGUACAGUGCAACUUUGUCAGAAGACACAGUGAUCGGGAUGGAGAUUCUGCAGGUCUAUGCCGCUAGCCGGGAUAUUGAAGCCAACGCUGAAAUCACAUAUUCAAUAGUCAGUGGAAAUGAACAUGGAAAAUUCAGUAUUGAUUCCAAAACAGGAGCUAUUUUUGUUAUUGGAAGUCUUGAUUAUGAGAGCUCCCCUGAGUAUUAUCUGACGGUGGAAGCCACAGAUGGAGGAUCACCUUCCUUGAGUGAUGUUGUAACAGUGAAUAUAAAUGUAACCGAUAUCAAUGACAACACUCCAGUGUUCAGUCAAGACACUUAUACGGCAGUAAUCAGUGAAGAUGCCGAGGUUGAACAAUCAGUGAUCACCGUUAUGGCAGCCGAUGCUGAUGGGCCUUCCAACAACCACAUUCGUUACUCCAUUAUAGAUGGCAACCAAGGGAGCCCUUUCACAAUUGAUCCUACCUUAGGUGAAGUCAAGGUGGCUAAACCUCUUGACAGAGAGAAGUUCUCAGGUUACACUCUGACAGUUCAAGCGUCAGACAAUGGGAAUCCCCCCAGAGCCAAUGUGACUACAGUCAAUAUUGAUGUAUCCGAUGUAAAUGACAACCCGCCUGUGUUCUCAAAGGGGAAUUACAGUAUUAUCAUUCAGGAAAAUACGCCAGUUGGGUAUAACAUCCAGCAGCUGUUAGUAACAGACAAGGAUUCCUCCCACAACGGGCCACCUUUCCUUUUCACCCUUGUGAGUGGCAAUGAAGGGAACGCUUUCGAGAUUGACCAGCAAGGAGUCCUUACAACUGCUAUUCGGCUAAAACGCAAAGUGAAGGAUCAGUAUUUUCUUCAAAUUAAGGUGGCCGAUAAUGGAAGACCUCAGUUGUCCUCUUUGACUUACGUUGACAUCAGAGUUAUUGAGGAAAGCAUCCAUCCGCCAGCCAUUCUGCCCCUAGAAAUCUUCAUCACAGCCUUUGGGGAAGAAUAUUCCGGCGGCGUCAUUGGAAAAGUGCAUGCAACCGACCAAGAUGUGUAUGACACUCUAACGUAUAGUUUGGAUCCCACGAUGGAGUCCUCCUUCUCCGUCUCUAGCACAGGUGGCAAGCUGAUCGCUCACAAAAGGCUAGACAUAGGGCAGUAUCUCUUGAACGUUACCGUUACAGAUGGAAAGUUUACAACCUCAGCAGUCAUUACAGUGCAUAUCAGACAAAUAACCCAGGAGUUACUGAACCACAGCAUAGCUCUCCGGUUUGCCAGCCUUGCCCCAGAGGAAUUCAUUGGCGACUAUUGGCGCAAUUUCCAAAGAGCUGUACGGAGCAUCUUAGGGGUCAGAAGAAACGACAUACAAAUAAUGAGCUUGCAGCCCUCGGAUCCUCCAUCCAACCUGGAUGUCUUGCUGCUUGUUGAAAAGUCUGGUAGUGCUCAGUACCCAACCAGAGCCCUGCUCCACAAGAUAAACUCCUCUGUGGCUGACUUGGAGGAGAUCUUAGGAGUUCGGAUACUGAAUGUGUUCCACAAAUUGUGUCUGGGCCUCGAAUGUCCUUGGAAGUUUUGCGAAGAAAAAGUGACAGUGGAUGAAAAUGCCAUGUCCACCCACAGCACGGCCAGGUUGAGCUUUGUCACCCCCCAUCAUCGGAGAACCCCAUUUUGUCUUUGCAAAGAAGGUAGAUGCCCCAUCAUGAGCAGUGCAUGUGAAGGAAACCCAUGCCCGGAAGGUACGGAAUGCAUAGCGGAUCCUCAAGAAGGAACAUACACUUGCGUGUGUCAUGGAAGCAGUAUGACCCAGUGCCCUGCGUCAGUGGGCCCAUCAGUAACUUUCAGUGGAAGCAGCUAUGUUAAGUAUCGCCUCACGGAAAAUGAAAACAAGGAAGAAAUGAAGCUUACCAUGAGGCUCCGAACCUAUUCUGCCCACGCAGUCGUCAUGUAUGCCAGAGGAACAGACUAUAGCAUUUUAGAGAUCCACCAUGGAAGGCUGCAGUAUAAAUUUGACUGUGGAAGUGGUCAUGGUAUUGUGUCUGUGCAGAGCAUUCAAAUCAACGACGGCCAAUGGCAUUCGGUGUCUCUUGAAGUCGAUGGAAACUAUGCCAAGCUGAUCUUAGACAGGGUGCACACAGCAUCUGGUAUAGCUCCUGGUACUUUAAGGACACUGAACCUGGACAACUAUGUAUUUUUUGGUGGCCACAUUCGACAGCAGGGCACAAGGCAUGGAAGGAGCCCGCAGGUUAGCAAUGGCUUCAGAGGCUGCAUGGAUUCCAUUGUACUUAAUGGCCAAGAGUUGCCCCUAAACAGCAAGCCACGGAGUUAUGCUCACAUGGAAGAAUCUGUGGGUGUGUCUCCUGGAUGUUUACUGACUACCACAGGGGAUUGUUCAAGCAGCCCGUGCCAGAAUGGGGGCAUUUGUAGUCCACUGCUCGCUGGAGGUUAUGAUUGUAAGUGUACAACUUUGUACACAGGCACACACUGUGAUGUCAGCGUCAACCCAUGUGCUUCCAAUCCAUGUCUCUAUGGUGGCACCUGCAUUCCUCUUAACAGUGAUUUCAUCUGUCAGUGCAGAGGACUGUACACAGGUCAAAGGUGUCAGAUUGGUCCAUAUUGCAAAGACAACCCAUGUAAAAACAGUGGCAAAUGUAUCGAUAGCUUAGACGGGCCUGUUUGCGAAUGUGAAUCAGGUUUUCAUGGAGAAAGGUGUCUGACUGAUGUUGAUGAAUGCAUAGAAAGCCCCUGCCAGAACGGUGCCCUCUGUGAGAACACAUACGGUGCCUAUCACUGUAAUUGUAGCCAUGGAUUUGGAGGAAAACAUUGUGCUGACAUCCUUAAUAAAUACGUUUCAACCUCUUGGAACAUUGGUUUGGCAGAAGUCAUUGGAAUUAUCGUUUUCAUAGUGGGAGUCUUCAUACUGGUUGGGCUUUUUGUUGCCUGCCGCCAAAUAAUCAGGAGAAGAAAGAAGAAAAACCAGCCAGAACCUGAAGACAAACACCUGGGAACAACAACGCCUUUCUUACAAAGACCAUACUUUGAUUCAAAACUGAACAAGAACAUUUAUUCUGACAUUCCACCCCAGGUGCCCGUUCGUCCCAUUUCGUAUACUCCAAGCAUUCCAAGCGAUUCAAGGAACAAUCUGGACAGGAACUCUUUUGAGGGAUCCACUAUUCCAGAGCAUCCAGAGUUCAGUACUUUUAAUCCCGAUUCUGUACAUGGCCAUAGGAAAGCAGUGGCGGUCUGUAGCGUAGCCCCUAAUUUGCCGCCACCACCUCCAUCUAACUCUCCAUCGGACAGUGACUCCAUACAGAAGCCCAGCUGGGAUUUUGACUAUGACACUAAAGUGGUAGAUCUUGAUUCCUGCCUUUCAAAGAAGCCCUUGGAAGAAAAGGUGUCUCAGCCUUACAGUACUAGAGAAAGCUUGUCUGAGGUUCAGUCCCUUAGCUCCUUCCAGUCCGAAUCGUGUGAUGACAAUGCUUCCCUAGUGACUGUAAUACACCUUGUCAAUGCAGUUGUUGACUCGGUGGGAAAAGAAGAAUCUUUUGCUGUUCCUGACCUGAGCAAUUCAAGAGGGUAUCACUGGGAUACCUCCGACUGGAUGCCAAGUGUCCAACUUCCUGGCAUACAGGAGUAUCCAACUUACGAGGUGGUGGAGGAGCCUGCACCCCUGUACACAGAUCCAAACUCCAUUGAUGCAGACUACUACCCUGGAGGCUACGACAUUGAAAGUGACUUUCCGCCUCCACCAGACGACUUCCCGGUGCCCGAUGACCUCCCACCAUUACCACCGGAGUACAGUGAUCAGUUUGACUCAAUGCAGCAACCCAGGGACAUCUCUGCUGUGGGUAGCUUGGGGUCCUCUGCAAGGAGCCGGCAGAGGUUCAACCUCAACCAGUACCUACCCCAUCACUAUCCCUCGGACCGGUUGGAACCUCAGAACACAACCAGCGGAGUCUCCGGUAGUUACAGAGAACCCUAUGUCCCGUACACGGUAGGGUACAGUAGAGACUUUGAAGCACUCCCUCUAGACAACAUGUCCAUGUCUGUGUAUGCUUCCACGGCUUCGUGCUCUGAUGUGUCGGCAUGCUGUGAAAUGGAGUCCGAGGUGAUGAUGAGUGACUAUGAGAGUGGAGACGAUGGACAUUUUGAAGAUGUGGUCAUUCCUCCGCUCGAGCAUCAGCACCACACAGAAGUCUGACAACCUUCCUCAACAAAAAGUGCCUGGAUGUUAAUGAACUUUAAAAAAAAAAAAAGAUUCUAGAGCAAUCUUGGAGAGCUUAUUUUUUUUCCCUUGUUUGCGGCAGUGCUUGAGUGCUUCUGUUUCAGUGAGCUAAGACUGGCAUGGCUGCACUGGAUCUAGCAGCUCAUUUCAACAUAUUAACCAGUUUUUUCCCAUUUCUCGACCGCCUGCAGAUUUAACUGAUUACAGGUCUCCCAUUGGCUGUGCCAUUCCUGAAAGUGUGUGUGUUU